Messenger RNA from Lineus longissimus, 2303 nucleotides. Its product is annotated as lysocardiolipin acyltransferase 1-like. Gene Ontology annotation, cellular component: endoplasmic reticulum; endomembrane system. The transcript is spliced from 5 exons. The record is from RefSeq and is a predicted model, not a curated record. Gene Ontology annotation, molecular function: acyltransferase activity. The coding region runs from base 35 to 1144 and encodes 369 amino acids. NCBI's taxonomy places the organism in Eukaryota, Metazoa, Nemertea, Pilidiophora, Heteronemertea, Lineidae. Gene Ontology annotation, biological process: phosphatidylinositol acyl-chain remodeling.
CGAAGUGAAACCACAACAAAAAAAUCUUGCAAAAAUGAGUUUAAAUGCUGCCAGGGGCAUUUUCUUUUGCCUGUUUGCUUUUUUGGCAGCAUUUAUAGCACCCAUAUUUAUGCUAUUUCCACUUCUGCCCCUACUUUUCCUCCCACCUAUCGUAAAACCGACAAUAUUUAGGAAGAUAGUUGACCCCCUGAUUUGGUACUGGGAAUCCUUGUUGGUUGGUUUGCUGGAUCAUGUAGCCUGUGUCAAAACCGUCAUCACAGGUGAUCGAAUAAGGUCUGACGACCACUGUCUCUUCCUGAUGAAUCACCGAACUCGACUUGACUGGAUGUUCUUCUGGCCGUGCCUGUUUAAACUGAACGCAAUGAGACACGAGAGAGUCGUCUUGAAGGGACAACUAAAACAUGUGCCAGGACCAGGUUGGAGUAUGCAGUUCGGUUUGUUUGUUUUCAUCCAGCGCAAGUGGGAGCUUGAUAAGCUCUUCUUGACAAAGAUCCUUGAUCAUUUCAGGGAUGUCAAAAACACUGCUCAAUUGCUAUUAUUCCCAGAAGGAACAGAUCUGACCCCAUUUACCAAAACUCGGAGUGAUGCAUUUGCAGAGAAGAAUGGUCUGCCCAAGUUUAAUUAUGUGCUUCACCCCAGGACAACAGGCUUCACAUUUCUUGCUCAGCAUAUGAAAAAAAAUGGUACUUUAGAUGCCAUAUACGACAUCACCAUUGGUUACCCGGUCAACAUUCCACAGAAUGAACUCAGUCUCUUCAAAGGAGAUUUCCCACAGGAAGUGCAUUAUCAUAUAAAACGCAAUCCGUGUCACCAGAUUCCAGAUACGGAAAAAGGCCUCGUCUCAUGGUGCCAAGAAAGAUGGAGUGAAAAAGAGGAAAGAUUAGAACAGUUCUAUGCCCAAAAGCACUUUAGUGAACCGCAAACAGUUUCACCUGACUCGAGAAAUUUACAGUCGUUCUUCACUGUUAUAUCGUGGCUUGUACUUUUGUUCUUUCAAGUUUGGAUGUUGGUUAAUUUUUCGUUAAUUCGUUGGUACGCUUUAUUUGCUCUUGCUACCAUGUUGUUCAUUGAUCUGAGAUUAGGCGGUCUGGAUAACUUUCAGAUUGAUACUUAUAACAAGUUGUUUAGAGCUAAGAACGAUUAAGGUUUUCUCAUCAUCAAGUGUCGAAAAUCAGAUUUCUCAAUGAAAUCAAAGAUAUGUUAUUGUCUAGAUCUGAACCAGUGUCAAAGAUGUAUCCAGUAUUAGAUCUGAACUGAAAUCUGUCCAUUUUUUUUCUGAACUAGGAUUUGUUUCAUCUUUAUCUGAACUAGUCAAGACAGGAGGACAAUAAGAGACUGCAUAAAGCUGUAUGAUGAGCUCUCUGAUGUCCUUUGUACAAAAGUGAAAGGUAAAAAAAGAGCAAACUGACAUGUACUUAUAGUCUUAUCGAUGCUGAUUGAUUCUCUUCUCAUGAAAAAUCUCAAGGCUUAUCUGGUAUCUUGUAUUGAAAUUUACCAAAUAUUUGUCAACUGAUAAUAUAUACUGUUUGUGGAUUUGAUAGUGUAAAUAUUGAAACAGUGUAACUGGAAAAUGAUGUAAGCGAACCUUGUAUAUUUUUGUUCACAGUUACAUAGUGUAUAAGACUAAUUUGCGGUGUGCUUUAUAUAUUUUAUGCUGGAUACAUGUUUGUGUACGGUUUCACCAAAAAAUUUAUCCUUUUUUGGAAAAAUAGGUCUGAGAUGUGCACAAGAUAGAGAAGACUUUACAACAUUUUUUUAGGCCAUUAACUUACUCAGGAUAAUGUAGUCAUUGUCUAACUUUACCUAGUUUUAUUUUUGCUAAUUAACUGUUGUUUUAUAUUUGUAUUACAUGUAUUUUUUUCUAGUUUGAAAACCUAGCAUAAAGUUGAGAAGGGCUCUUGAAUUUUGCCAAUUCACAGAGACUCUAUCAAACAUAUGAAAAUAACAAGCACAAAAACAACAAUAUUGUGAAACAAAUGUCACAUGAACUUUCACGGAGGAAUAGUGGGAGGUUUCUGUUGCUAAGCACUUAUGAUAGAAUUAUGUCUUGGGUAAAUUUUGAUUAACUUUGCCAUUAUCAUCAAUGGGGGCCCAGCCUUCAGCCAAGCUAUUUUGUCUGUAAACAACAAACCAUAAAAACAUUCCGUUUUUACAUAGGAAACUUACUUUUGGCUCAGUCAAGCAGGGUCCGCAUUGUAAGUACUGUCUCAUUUGUUCCGGAGGUGUAAAUCUUGACUUUAUUUGUUAAACUAGUUGUUGUUCUUUGAUAGUCAGUGAAUUACAAGGUAAUAAACGUAACCUAU